Messenger RNA from Balaenoptera acutorostrata (minke whale), 9199 nucleotides. RefSeq names its product transmembrane protein 186 (gene TMEM186). The record is from RefSeq and is a predicted model, not a curated record. The transcript is spliced from 2 exons. The coding region runs from base 917 to 1585 and encodes 222 amino acids. Gene Ontology annotation, cellular component: mitochondrion. Lineage: Eukaryota; Metazoa; Chordata; Mammalia; Artiodactyla; Balaenopteridae.
GCACGCGCUCUUAGCGGUUCCGGGAGUAGGUGGGAUUCACUUCCGGCAGCAGGCGUUGAAGUCAUGGUCACGUGGGCCAGCAACGGCGAUAACUAAAACUCACUGAACACUCGCCGAGCAUCAAGUGCAUUUGAAGGGUUUAAAACCAUCAUCACAUUCAGUAUAUUUUGGAUCCCCAUUUUGAAAGAUGAAGAAACUGGGGCCCAGAGAGGUGGAGUAAUUUGCCCAAAGAUCCACAGCUGGUGACUGUAGGAGUCGGGAUUGGAACCCAGAUCUGACUUCACCGCCCAAAGUAUCUUUCACUGCACUAUUCGAGGUGUGGAACUGUGCAUCUCAUAAAACCCUUGUGCUACGGGUUGACGCCUCCCUCCUCCUCCGUUCUACCCCAUUCCUCAAUUUAGGCCAAGUAAACAGCUUUUCCCUUCGGACCCCAAGAUGACGCUUUAACCUGACCGAGAAUUGGGAAGUUAUUAUGAUGAAUAUCUUGCGGAUUUGUUCCCCACUAGGACAUUGAUUGAGUUUCCUGCUUGGGGAAAUGUCACACAGGCUGUGGAUCCAGUGCCAGCCCAGAGUUGGCCCUCCCAAGGUAUUUGUUGAAUGAAUGAAGGCUGCGCCUCCUUUCCUAUACCUACUUGAGCUGUCUGGAGGAAAGAGGACCGGAUUAAAAGUCAGACUCUGCCCCACUCACUGGCUGUGUGUCUUUGGGUAAAUUUCUUACCUUCUCUGGGCUUAGUUUCCUCCGUAGAAGUAGUGGUUCCCAUUGCAAACAGCUUUUGUGAAGAUCACGUGAGGUAAAGCAUCUGGCUUUACCUUUCUUUCCGUCUCUGGCAGUGAUGCUGGCCUCACAGGAUUGGUGGGAGCCUCCGUGUAAGAUGCUUUGCAGCUGUUCCUUGUGUGAUUAGCAUGGUUGAGUUCCAUGAGAGAAAUGGUCUCCCUGUCUCCCUUUCAGGCUGCCUUCCUCCGAGCUGUGCCGCGGUCGCCAGGGCCAGCUGCAUGGGGAAGGGCUCUCCACGGGCUGUGGUGCUGCAGUGGGCAGGAUCCUAGGAGGUGGGUGGGAAGCAGGCCACCAGCCUCCAAGGAGAAGCCACCCGGCACAGAGACAGAGACAUUUCAGAUGGUGUACCGGUUUGAUGCCAUCAGGGCUUUCGGGUACUUGUCUCGGCUGAAGGUGGCACAGACGGCCCUGACGGUGGUGGCCUUGCCGCCUGGCCUCUACUGGUACUCCCAGGGCCUCAUGACCUUCAACUCCCUGUGCCUGGCGGGCGGGAUUGCUGGCUUUGCCCUGGCCAUGUUGUGCUGGAUGAGCCAUUUCUUCCGGAGGCUGGUGGGCAUCCUGUAUGUGAACGAGUCGGGCACCAUGCUGCGGGUGGCCCACCUGACCUUCUGGGGCCGGCGACGGGAGACAUACUGCCCUGUGGCCGACGUGAUCCCCAUGACGGAAAGCCAGGAUCAGCCUCAGGAGCUGUUUGUGCGGAUCCAGCAGUACAAUGGGAAACAGACCUUCUACCUCACCCUGCGCUACGGACGCAUCCUGGACCGAGAGCGUUUCACACAGGUGUUUGGGAUGCUGGACAAGCUCAAGUGAACGGGCAGGAGCCAGGCCUUCCGCAGGAAGCCUGAGGGUGUGGGCGGGGCUGAAGGAGGGGGUCGGGCAGCUGGAGACUUUGCUGGGGCCCCUGGGAACUUGUCUUUUGGGAUGAGGAAAUUCAUGAGGUAGAAGUGAGUAACUGGGUUUAGAAAGAGGCCCUGAGUGCAGAUUCUUAACUGCACUUGUGUGUGACAUUCAGAUAACGGCCAGAAGUUUCUGUUAAGAGCCAGUUCUUGGAGGAAGAGAUGCUAAGCUCUCUCGAACAGUUUACACUGCUGUGAAAUCAAAGACAGAGAGGUGGGGGGCGGGAGCCAGAAGACUUGGGUCUGUCCGUUUCCAAAUCCCUGUCCUGGGGCAGGUUAUCAAGUCUCUCAGAACCUUGGUUUUCACAUCUUUUUUUUUUUUUUUUUUUUAACAUGUUUAUUGGCGUGUAAUUGCUUUACAAUGGUGUGUUAGUUUCUGCUUUAUAACAAAGUGAAUCAGCUAUACAUAUUCAUGUAUCCCCAUAUCUCCUCCCUCUUGCGUCUUCCUCCCACCCUCCCUAUCGCACCCCUCUAGGUGGACACAAAGCACCGAGCUGAUCUCCCUGGGUUUUCACAUCUUAAAGUGGAAAAAUCCUCCCUGUCUCCCGGGAUGGGUGUGAGACUAAACAAUAAAUGUCAUUGUUAGUUCAGAGGUGAUGGCAUCGCAAAAGGCUUCCAGGCAAUGGGUAGGGAUUUCACCAGCCCUAUGCUGCGCCCCCUUGUGGACCCAGCGGCGGGGGGACCAGGAUGAAGCCUAGAGGUGGGUCGUUUAUUCUGCCAGCACAGUAGCUGCACAGCCACUGGGGCAAGGUUGUAAUCCGAGCAAGUUCACCGCCCAGAGGUCUAGGGGCUCUCACAUCAGAAGGCUCUGCAGUGUGAUAAAGUCAGAUGAACUAUAUGCUGGUGUGAUACUUUAUAAAAUAAAGCCAGGUAUAUGUAAUGUCCCCCGUAAUUAGCAAUAUGCUUAUUAUAUAAUUUGUAACAAAGUAAAGAGGAAAGAAGUCAUGAUCUUUGUAAUUCUACCACUCAGAAGUCAAUAACUAAAUUUUGUUUUGUGACCUUCCAGUCUUUUUAUUUCAAAUCACAGUAAAAUAUAGACAUAAAUUUAUCCUUUUAACCAUUUUAAGUGUACACUAAGUGGUAUUAAGUAUAUUUAGUGUUUUGCAACCAUCGCUUCUCUCCAUUUCCAGAACGUUUUCAUUAUCCCAACCAGAGACUCUGCACUCAUUAAAUAGUAACUCCCCAACGGCCCCUUUCUCCAGCCCUUGGCAACCACUAAUCUGCUUUCUGUGUCUAUGGAUUUGCCUAUUCUGGAUAUUUCAUGUAAAUGGAAUCAUCCACUGUGUGGCCUUUUAUGUCUGGCUUCUUUCACUUGGCAUAAUUUUGCAAGGUUUACCCAUGUUGUAGCAGGUAUCAGAACUUCAUUCCUUUUUAAUGGCGGAAUAAUAUGUAUAUAUCACAUUUUGUUUAUCCAUUCAUCUUUCGAUGGACAUUUUGAUUGUUUCCACCUUUUGGCUGUUGUGAGUAAUGCUGCUGUGAACAUUGGUGUACAAACAUCUGAGUUUCUGCUUUCAAUUCUUCUGGGUAUUUUCUGAGAAGUGGAAUUACUGGGUCAUACGGUAAUUCUAAGUUUAACUUUUUGAGGACCUGCCAAACUUUUCCAUAGUGGCUGCACCAUUUUAUAUUCCCACCAGCAAUGCAUCAGAGUUCCAAUUUAUCCACAUCUUUUUUUUUUUUUAAUAAUAGCCAUCCUGAUGGGUGUGAAGUGGUAUCUCCCUGUGCUUUCAGUGUUUACUUAAAACAUAGAUGUUAUCCUGUAUCUGAAAUUGGCUUUUUUUGCUUCAUGUUAUAACAUAAGACUACGUCAGUUACAAACAUUCAUUUAAAAUAUUCAGUCACAAGGAAGAAACCUUGUGGCUCUGUGAGAUGCGGGGUGCUAACUUACGUGGUGAUCAUUUUGUGGUAUAUACAUGUAUAAAUCAUGCUGUACACCUUAAACUAAUACCAUAUUGUAUGUCAGUUAUAUCUCAGUAAAGUUGGAAAAAAUGGGCAGCAUACCUUACAAAUAGAUAAAAACAAAAGGCCCCGAUUAUUUGAUUUUUUUUCAUUUAAAUACUUUUUAUGCAAAAAAAAAUCAGUAAUUGCAAAAUAUUCUACUGAGUGGAUGUAGCUGGUCCUAUAACCUUUCUUGUUUAAAUGAUUUCCAUUUUUCCAUUGCUAUAAAGAAUGUGAUAAAUGCCAGCUAUAUGGAGAGAUACCUUUCCUCUGUGUGGACUGCAAAUGGCAUUUUGAGAAAAGUGACUUUAUAAUGACGAUAACAUGAAAGAAGUUAGAUCUUCUUAGUUAAUUUAUUGCAUUUCACAGAAGCAAGUAAAGCAUGUGAUUCAAGACAGUUUGUUCCUGCAGGCUUCCAAAUCAGCCAGUCAUCCCAAACCUCUUCUGCUGGGUGCUGAAGGCACCACGGUUCAUAAAAGGGGAGGAUUUUGGCCUUUGUGGGACUGACAGCAUCUUGAUGGGGAGGGAGGGCGGAUGCUAAGUGCAUGUGUGUAAUUAGAAAUGGAGAGGGAUUUCCCUGGUGGUCCAGUGGUUAAGAAUCCGCCUGCCAAUGCAGGGGACACGGGUUUGAUCCCUGCACAGGGUGGGAAGAUCCCACAUGCCACGGGGCAACUGAGCCCGCGCACCACAACGAAAGAUCCCGCAUGCCGCGACCAAUACCCAACACAGCCAAUAAAUGAAUAAAUAAAUAUUAAAAAAAGAAAUGGGGAAAAGUGCAAGGAAAGAGAGGAGUGGAGUGGUCUGAGGCAGAAGAGCGGGAGGGGUGAGGUUGGGAGAAGGGCCCGGACUUUGAAGGGGACCCCAGGUGUGAGGAGGAGAGGGACGUGAGCACCGCUUGUUCAGGCUGAGGGGACACAAGCGUGCAUUGUGGACCGGAGUGGGGUGGGUGCCUUUGCUAAGGGGAGGGCCCUGAAUUUGAUCCAAAUCACUGUGGGGAGGCUUUGAAGGUCAGUGAAAGAAAGCUUGGGAGCUCUUAAGCACAAGAGGAAACAGCUUUUAAUUUGUGUUUGUUUUUAGUUAAAGAUGCAAAUGAAAGGGCAUAGACUUAUUAUGGAUUUGUCGUCGCCUCUGUUAAAUUCCUAUCGCGUGUUAAUUCCAGCCAGUCGAAGGCCAUGGUCUGGGCAGUGUGUGACUGUGUCCCUCGGAUGUUUGGGAAUGCUGGGCUCCCAUUGUCGGCUGGGGUGUAUCUGCAGGGUCUCUAGAUAGAGGGGCUGUGCGUGCCGUGGACCGUGUGACCCAGAGCCCGGUUGUGGGCCUGGGGGUUCCCGGAGAGCCGCAGAGCCACUCAGAAGUGCCGGCUCUUAGAGUAAAUGGCAUGUGGUUCCACUGACUUAAUUUUACACCAACUUUAAAAGUACAACCAGAACCUGACUGCUCUCACCUGCUCCAGCCCUGCCAUUUCGAUCCAAGCUGCCCUCAUAGCCGCUGGACUAUUGCAACCUGCUGCUUCCAUCCUUGCCCUUCUAGAGUCUGUUCUCGCAGCAGCCAAAGUGAUCCUUCCUUUCUUUCUUCCCUCCUUCCUUCCUUCCUUCCUUCCUUUCUGCCACACCUUGUGGCUUGCAGGAUCUUAGUUCCCUGACCAGGGAUCGAACCCAUGCCCCCUACAGUGGAAGCACGGAGUCCUAGCCACUGGACCACCAGGGAAGUCCUGCCAAAGUGAUCCUUUUAAAAAAGAGAAUCACAUCACUGCUGUAGAAGCUGAAGUCCUUACUGUGGCCUUACAGAGCCCAGCAUGGCCUGGCCCCGCCCCUACCCCCAGCUUUCUUCCCUCAUCCACAACUCUGCGCUGACCACUUCAGUUAGCUCUAUUUCCCUUGCUCUUCCUCCAAUAAUCAAGGACCCUGCAGCCUCAGGGCCUUUGCACUGACAGUUCCUCUGCCUAAAAGCCUUUCUCCCUAGGUAUCUACCUAGAAGUGUCUAUCUGUCUCUCUCCAGUUUCUCUCUCUGUAUAACAGGGGUGUUACUAUUUAUCCUCAAGAAGUUGUACUGAGGAUUCAAUUAUGUAGAAGACUUGAUUAUAUAAUUAUCUGUAGAGCUGCUGGUUCCCUUCCCUACCUUUGCCUCACCUGCUUGUCAGUGACUUCAAUUCCUGUGAACCUCUUCUCCCAAAGACACAGUCUGUGCCUAUAAAAUGUCUUAAGAGGGAUUAAUGAUCCGACCUUGACUUACUAAAACCAAAAAUUAACUCAAAUAGGCCUGUUGGGCUACCUGUAAGCACUUACCUGAGUGAGCUUCACCCCCUGGAGAUUCUGAUUAUGUCUGGGGUGGAUCCCCAGAAUCUGUCUCUUUGUCAGGCUUGAGGCUAAUUCUGCUAUGCAGCCAUGCUGGGAAUUUCUGAAGUAGAUGACCAGGGUGGACAACACCAGAAUGACACAUGCCUCUGUGUCCCUGGGCCAAUUUUUUUUUUUUUUCCCCCUACAGAAUAGGUUCUCCGCCUGGGCUCCAUGUGUAGAAUCACCUGGACACCUCUUAAAAAAUACUGUUGCCCAGGCCCAUGACCAGUUUCCCUAGAGGGGAUUCUCAUGCGUAGCCUGAUUUGACAAUCACUGCCCAGAAGUGUCAGCUCAGUGGGAGGUGACAGCCCCGAUUCUCACCGGCUCUGGCACGAAAGAGCCUCCACUUGGAUGCGUGGUUUGCUCACGCAGUACCAGCAGAGGGCACACAGAGCAAAUGCAUCAUUCUAUCCCUUUAUUUCCAAGCUAAAAUUACAUGUGACAAGGGAAACAGUUUAGGGUUUCUGCAGUGCACCAGCAGGGCAGUAGUACCCAGUUCCCAUGCUCCAGAUCAGCAACAACAAAAACAACAAAACUCGCCUGUGCUCAACCCUGCAGAUUCUGGUUGGGCAGAAGCUGGGCAUCUGUAUUUUGAUGCUUCCCAGGUAAUUCCAAGGCACCCCAGGUUUUGAGAAUCAUUGUGUGGGAUUGAGCCUUCCCAAGAGCCGUGCCUCUCUGAUGGUCAAGCAGCUUCUCAGAAAAUGGAAACGGUCUUUAGAUUCAGGUGGUGUGUGGAUAUAUUGGUGAUUUCCCCCUUGGAAAACAAUUCCAAAAUAAUCAUCUAAUAGAAAUACCCAAGCAUGUAUAUGAGAAUGUUCACUGAAUGUUUCUAAUAGUGAAACAAACACACAACAACAACAGGAAGUAAACUAAGUUGCCAUUAGUAGGCAACACAGUUAAAUAAGCUAUGGAAUAUUACACGCCCUUAAAAAGAGUGAGGUUGAACCAUAUCUGCUGAUGUGACAAGAAAAUCAUGGGGUAGUGUUAAGUGGAAAAAGCAAAUCAGAGAACAAUAUAGUUCUGUAUGAUCCUAUUUGUGAUUUUAAAAAACACAUUCCAAAUUUUUCACAGUGGUUAAUUCUGGGGAGAAGAUUCAGGUGGAUGAGGUAGAGGGAAAACUUCUACUUUGAACUUUAUGGCCUUCUAGUAUUGUUUAAAAUUUCCGUAACGAGCAUGUCAUCCAUCUUAACAAAUGAAGUAAAAUGCUGUAAUAAACACAAUCUCUUUUGCCGUCCUUUCCCCCUCCUGCCAGCUUUCGAGGUAAAGAGAAAAGUUUCUCAAUCAUGAAUCUCCAUUCUGGACUUGGAAGCUGGGUGGACAGUAGGAAACAGUCCUUAAAAGCAUUAGUGAUACAACCGUGUUUGUAUUUUGUAGACUGGUUUUCAUUCCCAUCUGCUGAGAACCAUCUGGACUUUGGGCACCCCACCUGCCCUGGGCUGUGUAUUACUUAGAUGCAGGAAAUGGGGUAACCUGUAGCACGUCCAUUUUCACAUGGUAGUUGCUAGGGACUGAAUGUUCAUAUCCCCUCCUAAAAUUCAUAUGUUGAACCAUAGCCCCCCAUGUGAUAGUGUUUGGAGAUGGGGCUUUUGGGAGGUGAUUGGAGUCAGAUGAGGUCAUGAGGGUGGGGCCCCCACAAUGGAAUCAGUGCCAUGUGAGGACACAAGCAGGAAGAGACCCUCACCAAGGACCCAACCCUGGACUUGCAGCCUCCAGAACCGUGAGAAAUAAAUGUUGGCUGUUUAUGCUGCCCCAUCUCUGAUAUUCUGUUAGAGCAGCCUGAGCUGAGACAGGUAGUCCUCCAGACCGUGGUGAGGUCUGCUCCAAAUGGGGACAUUCACAGUGGGCAUGGCUGGGAGCCGUUGUCCUUCCUACACCGGUUACCAGAACUGAGCCUUACCUGGUCAUAGGCCCAGAUAUCCCACCCCCAGCCCAUCAUAAAUAAGCAUGUUUAGUGCACUUCCCAGAACAGAUUUGAUGGGCUUAGCUGCUUGCAGGGGGCCAGCCUGGGGUGAGUUAGCCAAAUAACUAGGAGCUUGCCCUUGGCUGCUUUAAGAAUUCAGGACUUGUGAGUCUCCGGAUGGAAAGCCACCGGGUCCCUUUGAAACCUGGGCAGAGUCCAACUUUUAUGGCCCUGUUUUGAUCCUGCAGCAUUCAUUCAACCAUAAAAUCAUGCCUGAUGAGGGUUAAUUAGGCAGGGUUGAUACCAUCUGGCCACAUUUGUACCAACUCUAGUGACAAAACAUCUGUUUUACUGAUCAACAGUUGUAAUCUACUCUGGGAUCUGGUGGGACUUGUCCCUGUGUUGGGAAAUAGGUUUAACAUUUAGAACUAUAUGUGAGCUAGGUUCACAGAGAUCAAGUGGCAAAAGGAACCAUCGUGUAUUAAGCACCUACCAUGAGUCAGGAGAUGAUUACGUGAUUUUUUAUUUUAUUUAUUUUAUUUUUAUUUUUGGCUGUGUUGGGUCUUCGUUGCUGCGUGCGCGGGCUUUCUCUAGUUGCAGCGAGCGGGAGCUACUCUUCGUCGCAGUGCACGGGCUUCUCAUUGCGGUGGCUUCUCUUGUGGAGCACGGGCACGCAGGCUUCAGUAGUUGUGGUGCAUGGGCUUAGUUGUUCCGCGGCAUGUGGGAUCUUCCCGGACCAGAGAUCGAACCUGUGUCCCCUGCCUUGACAGGUGGAUUCUAAACCACUGCGCCACCAGGGAGGUCCCGAUUACGUGAUUUUCUUGAAUCCUUCCAGCAACUGUUGGAGUUGGAGAGCCAGAGAGAGGUCGCAGGUGUAGGGUGAAGCAUGUGGCUUGGAAGCAAGACUUCCUACCUGCUUGAACCCCAGCCCUGCGACUCCCAGGCUGUGACUGUGGGCCAGUAAUAUAAUCACUGUCUGUGCCUUGGUUUCUUCAUCUGUGAAUUAAUGAUAAUAAAAGCACCCACCGAGGGUAGUUGAAGGGGCUGACUUCCUACAUGGAAAGCACUUAAAAAUAGCGCUUGGGGCUUCCCUGGUGGCGCAGUGGUUGGGAGUCUGCCUGCUAAUGCAGGGGACACGGGUUCGGGCCCUGGUCUGGGGGGAUCCCACAUGCCGCGGAGCAGCUGGGCCCGUGGGCCACAAUUGCUGAGCCUGCGCGUCUGGAGCCUGUGCCCCGCGACGGGAGGGGCCGCGAUAGAGAAAGGCCCGCGCACCGCGAUGAAGAGCGGUCCCCGCACCGCGAUGAAGAGUGGCCCCCGCUUGCCGCAACUGGAGAAAGCCCUCGCACGAACCAAAGACCCA